GUGAAACAAAAGCCGCUUUCUCAAUCUCGGAAUUUUGGUCUGCUGUCCAUUGAGUUACCGAUCAGCAAACGACACUUCCAAACUCUCCUUACACUACAAGCGUCGUUAACUUAGUAUGUCCAGAUAAGAGCACAACGAACGUAGUAACUGCUUCUGGAUAUAUCGAUUAGCCAUGCGGUACGUGUUGGCCGCGAUCUUGUUUUUACAUUUGUGUGCUCUAUACUCGCCAUGGAAGAUCCCAAUCGAACACGCGCGUGUAGUGAUCUCCAGUAUUUAACCAUCGUUUGUCAUCUUGCAGGUUUUUAGUCCAAUUUGCCGCUGUUUUUGUUGUAAUUUGUGGAUUCUAUCUGGUGAAUCCUCCUCUCGCGGAUGCUGCGGUAUGUUUGUUCAAUUUUACUGUUAUUCCUUAGCUCUAAGCCACUCCAUCGAAUUUUCCACCUCUUCACUAACACUGAUCUUGUAGAUAAUUUAAAACCGUAUGUGCUCGGAUUCGCAUGCCGCUCUUGUAACUCAUAGCGUAUAAUAUUUUUUCAGUUAGGCAGUAAAAAAUAAACCUAACAAGGCGUAUCUCUAUGUACAUCUAGCAUCCUCUAAAACUAUUUGGUCCAUUAUAAAAGUCCGUUUCGCUUAUAAUCAGUGUUCAAGUAAACAUACUGCUCGAAAAUUGGGGAAUCCGACUCUGACCUCGCGUUUAUUCCUCAAAGACUUAACUAGCUAUGUUGCCAUUUUGUUUGUAAGACCUCGGGCAGCUAUGUAGUCUUGAUUGUUUUUCCUACAAUAUUAUUAAUAUUGGUUGCACUGGGCCCCGCGGACAACGGGCAGUCGGCCCAAGAUUGAACUUCUUAAAUUUUCCUCCCAAAAUCUUCCUGAUUGAGGAGAGUUAUCACUAAAAGGACACUUAAACAAUUUCAAGCAAAUUAUAAAGCAAACCUUCAUUGCCCUAAUUUCGAUUGCAAGUAUAAUCUCUUUUUGGUAUGUUACAUUAAAAGAAAAUUAUGCUUACAAGCAUGAAGAUUGCCAUUUGCCUCAACUACUUUAUUCGGAAAAUAACAUCCAGUAAGUUUUUUUUUUUUUUUUUUUACUCUACGACGGACAUGAGUUUAGAGAUAGAGCACGUUUGAGGGGAAAUUUUUCCAUAUCGCGAACAGAGUUUGAUUCGGUGCGAUUUUCACGGAGGAUUUCCUAAUUGAAGUGACAACGCGCACGCUACUUCGAGAGGGUGCGUGAAUCUCUCGCGCGCGCUUUAGGUCGCACAAGUGCGUAAGUGGCUAAGCCGACGAAAGACGGGUGACAGACCUGUCAAGUACGUUGCCAGUAUAACCACUCGGCAACAGUUUGGGAAAAAAUCCCUUUACUAACACGCUGAUAAGACGAAAGCUCUCUUAAGCCUGUCGUAAACAAUACAAUAGACUCGGUUGAAACAGAAAGUUCUCCGUUAUGUUGACACCAUAUGUUCGCCAGAUAAGUCUCGCUCGGGAAAAAUCAUCAAAACAGAGACUUUGUUUUGUAAUUAGAACUCCACAAAUCGGUAUUCCAAAAGAUCAUUAAAUCUUCUCGGGAACUGCCCUAAAGUCAAGAUCGAGAUCAAUGAUUUAAUAUACGAAUUAUAGGAUCAACGGUAGGGAUCGUCAGUUUUUUUUCCUGGCUAAUCACGAAAUUUUGGCAAGAUUUAGUUGCUAUUUUUUAAACGACAAGCCGAUGAAGGGACGAAAAAUUAAACAUUCAGACUCACUAAGACCAUCUGUGCAAUCUAUUUUCAUAUCAAAUCGUCAGGUAGCCUUCGAUCCUUCUCCCAAAUCUAUUUCCGGUCAUUCAAGCCGAAGAAAAAGUUUCGACCAAGAAAGAUUGCGUUUGUGAACUCAUAGCAAAAGAAAAGCAGCAGUAACUUAUUGUUACGUGACGAACAAGAAUUAUCGGAAAUGAUCGUGAAAGCAAUGAAUGUCUUAACAAAUUUUUUCCUUGGCUCUCGUGACUUCCUAAAUAACCCAGUGAAAUCGGACUAGUGGUAACCUUCCUUCUUAAUUAAAUCUUGAACAAAAGUGCGUGAAAUCGGGCUUCCGCUGCAUUAAAAGGAUAGAAAACUCAGAGGCGUGUUAAAAUUGAUAUUCACUUUCUUCUUGGUCAUGCAACUGAGAUCGCUGAUAUCAUUUCAUGAAGACUGUUCGAUUGAUAGCGUUUACUCGGCAUAGCAUACAUACAUACGUUUGUUAUGUCUUGGGCCAGGGAGUCAAACCACAAAUAUAUAGGCGAGGCUUUCGCUGCCCUGUAUAUGAAAGGAAUUUUCACUUCCUAUGCUGUGAGGGAUUACAAUUUUUUAAGCACUGUAGCAGAUUUGGAUGCACACCAGAGACUUAUACUUAAGAGUUAAGCAAAGAUUUAAGUCCAUUCUUAAGUUGGAUGUUGUUUGUUCCAGCUAAUUUUAAAAUGAAUUCUACAGUGCUCGAUAACAACAAAAACAAAUGUUUACAUUUAAAAGCCAUUUUAUUAAACAAACAAAUGAUCAUCUUUGCUAAAAGCCCACUCGAAAUGUUGGGAAUUUUUUAUUUUCCUUGAGCAUAUCAUAGGUAAUAGAAAGUUCCAAUUCUUUGGAACUCUGUUGAGGGUACCUCUCCUAACGAAGGUGUUCAACCGUACAACGAAUGGCAGCCUUCUUGAAUUCCUUAAUCUGUACUGGCACUUAAAAAGGAACGAGGAGACUAAACUCUUAACUUUCCUUAUCAAGGCAAGGAGUGGUGGUAAUAGAUUAAUAGCUUCAACAUUCGAAAAAAGAGGGAAUAUUAGAAUUAACAAAUUCCACUAUGGCCCACCCAGCUUAAGACAAGAAUAGUAAUUAGUGUGAAAGCAGUUAAGAGGCUUUUCCAAAUUUACUUGUACCGAAAAGAAAUACCAUGUAGUCUGUGGCCUUAAAAAAAACUGCCGAUUAGCAGGGGAAAAAAAAAUGAUACUGCAGCUUACCUUCAACAUACAUCCUUGCUGUGAUAUAAGCAUUGUAAUUACACUUUCUAGAAUUUAAACAGCCACAGAAUGUACAAGAGUUUCACCUCUCCUAUUGAUGACUUCUAUACUGAGGUUUCUGAAAACACAAGAGAAGAUAAUUUUGAAAUUUCAACUAAUUUGCCCAGUGUAACAUGAAAAAAAUGUCAACUGCUGAAAAUUGGGAUGUGAACUCUUCAACUAUUAUGAAUGGUUGCUUAUUGGAUCACUAAUAAAAACUUAGAUUACUUGAUGAAGUGUACCUGCUGUAACACCCUUAAGAAAUCCCAAUGCUCACGAAUGACGCUGAAGUGUAUUGAUAAUGUUGAUGAUGAUACACCCAGUUACAUGUACUAAAUCUUAGCCAGCUCUUAGUUGUCGUGCUACAGGGCAUCAAAAAUAACCAUAUUCCUUUGUAUUCCUAUAAAAUUUAUGACAAGAGAGAAACUUAAGCAUAAUGACUGCUUGCCCAAUAAGUUGUGCAGUGAUCUGAAUGCAAGAUGAAAGCUUUUCUCAUCAUUCAUGCCGAUAUUACUUUCAUAAAAACUAAGGAAUAAUGAAAACAUGAUGUUUUAAAACAAGAGACUUGAAAAUUAAACUAAUUUCUCGAAGAAAAAACUGCAGAGCAUCAAAUCAUCAACACAAAGACUACUCAAAUAUUUUCAGAAAUAGUCUGAUUUGUCUAUAAUAUCAUAUGAGGCACUUUUUUGAAUUAAUAUGCUCAUAAUUCUCGGGUGAUCAGGGUUGUAGCUAAGAAAUUAAACUCCGAGCAAAAUUUCAAGUGAAGCAGUCAAAAGAUGACAUUCAUUGACAAAUGGAUGGAAGUGCAUAACUUCAGAAAUAUCCUUUGUGUUUAACAAACAAAGCAAUCACCAGCCACAAAAUCCAACUGGUGGUUGCCUGUUUUUAAUCCAGCAAAUUUUGCUUGCAGCCAGUGCCAAGCAGCAACCCUGAAUGAUUCCAGAUGUUAAUUUCCAGGCAGUUAUAGUAAUAAAGAUAUUUUAAUGAAAGUUAUCAAUUCUGUUGAUAAUACUAAACUACCCUGUUAUACUCUCCCACAGAUGCAGCAGCACAGUUUCUUUAAAGACAUCCCCUUUAAUCAUAUGUUAACAUUAUUACUUGAUUUUUGCUUCAACAGUGCCAAGGAUGCCAAUCAUGUGUUCCUAAAUGUAUUGGAGAAAAAGGUGGAAGGGUAAGUUCAUUAUCAGUUUGAUGCUUUUCUCAGAAAACAUAAUAGUUCAAUUUAAUUAUUUCAUAUUAUUAAUUAACUUGAUUAAGAAUUGGCAACAUUUAUUUGGCAGUACAAGUGAUUGAACAUUAAGUGGUUUACUGAUAUAUCACGGAAUCCAAAAAUCUAUCCCUGAAGCCCUAAAGAAGCCACUAUUUCAAAAAAACUAUAAAAAUCUAAUAUUGAGUAUAUUCAUAGACCCUUCCCACUUCCAAAAAAAAAAGACAUAGAAAUAAACAAGUAACUUCCAGAAAUUGAACUGUUUUUAACUUCUUUUGGAAGAAGACAUGAAAGUUGUUAGAAAUUUAAUCAAGGUGAAGUUCCAAUCCUAUCAAAGGAUAAAUUGAAAAUUGAAUUAUACAGAGAGCAAAAAUUAAUAGAGUUUUAACAUUGUAAUCCAACCUAUAUCUAACACCCACUCAAAACCGUUAUAUCAUGGAAUCCAAAAAGCAAGAUACAUCCCUGAAGCUGUGAGGUAGCCACUAUUUCAAGACAAACCAUAAAAAUCUUAAUAUUGGUUUUGUUUAUAUACCCUCCUCUCCUCCAAAAAAAAAAAACAGAAAUAAAUGGGUUACUUCCAGAAAUUAAACUGUUUUUAACUUUUCUCAGGGAAAGUCAUGAAAAUUGUUAGAAAAUGAACCAAGGUGAAGUUCUAAUCCCAUCAAAAGAUAAAUUGAAAAUUGAAUUAUACAGAGAACAAAAAAAAUGGAGUUUUAACAUCGUAACCCUACCUACAUCUAACUCCCACUCGAAAUGAAAACCAAGGUCUAGUGAAUGAAAAACAUUAGAAUAUACCAGACUGGUAAACAGCACUUUCCGUGUGCACUGAUUGGCUAGCUCAGAAGUGAUUGACAAGUAUUAUUCACCUCCUAACAGCCAAAGAUACAAAAUUGUGAAUCACAAGAUUCAACCCCUGCCUCUUUCCCUUACAUUAACAGAAGUAAAACAAUUUUUUGGUUCUUAUGUGGUAAACAAUAAAACAAUCAUUCACCUUUGUAAUGGUAAAUAGAAAGCGGAUUUUUCUUUGUCACUUCAUGGCCUGGUAAAUAUUCACUAGUUAUUUCAGAGAAUGAUUAUUUAAUAUAUUGUGAUUGACUGUUUGGAACUAGCUGCCUAGCAAUACACCCCAACCACACUUUAUCAAGACCUCAUGUACAUGAAAAUCUUUUUUGGUCCCUCCACUAUCUGCAGGUAAAUAAUUUAAAAAUACUAAUGACUCCUUAUGCAAGAUCUUGGACACUGCAAAGAGCCAUUCUACACAUCAUGUUGCCAAACCUCUACUGGUUUUGGGGUAAACACAGGGAAAAGUUUGCUCUUUAUAGUUGCAUUUAAAUUGUACCAAUCAUGUUCCUCACUUUAGGGAGAAAGAGGAAGACAAGGAUUUCCUGGUCCACCUGGUUUACCAGUGAGUAAAGUUUGAAUGUUGUUAUUUUCGGGAUUAUUCAAAAUUAGGAGGGUUUUGCUUUUAAAAUUCUUUCACAUGCAUCAAUGUAAUGAAUCUCUUACUUGUACUAUGAGUGGGAAAACUUGAAUGGAAUUUUAAAACAUUUGGCCUAUCACUAUAAUGGAUGUUAGGCAGAAUGCAUUUUAUAGUGCUCAAUCUUAUUGAUUCUUCAUUUAUCCCAUGGGUUGGAACUCAGAUUGAUUUGUUUCACAGGAACAAACAUUGAUCAUAUAUCUGAAACGCCCUUUAACCCUCUAACUGCCAGAAGUGAUCAAAUGAAACUUCUCCCCAUAAUAUCCUUACAUUAUCCAGCAAAUAGGCAACGAGAAUAUUCAAACUUGUCAUGUAACUAAUUACAAGGAAAUGUGCAGCAGCUAAAUGGGAGAAUUAAUAAUUUGAUCUUGGGAAUUAAAGAGUUAAGUUUUCAACUUUUUACCAUUACAACUCCCUGGAUCCCAGAAACACAACCUAAAUCACGUAUGUCAAAAACAAAUCGCUGAAAAUAUCGUUUUUAUGUUGACUUCGCAAAAAAUGAUUCAAGAGUGUCUUCAUAAACAAGUGUGUCAAGUUUUCAAAAGCUCUGAGCUACUUCAUCUUCAGAACUAUACUUUCUUAGAAUUCAACUGGGGCCAAAUGAUAUUCGUUUCAAAAUCAAGCAACAAUCAAUACGUGAGGAGCUUACAAAGAAUAUAACUCCUCAGAAAAAUUUAGAUGAAUGGCACUCACCUUUAUCUAUUUUGUAGGGUUUUCAAGGACCAGAAGGUCUACCCGGUCCCAGAGGUAAUAAGGUAAGACUCAGGAAUUCUGAAAUUCUUAAAUGUGUUGUUUUAUGGCUUUGAAUUCCGAUCAAAGGGAAUCAACUCUUCUUUGCUUGAGUUGCAUACGAUACAAUGAGGUUGUCAAAAAGGUUCUCAGUGGACAUAAAGCAUUUUAAACUAUCAACUUUGACAAAAGAAAUAUAGGGAUUGAAUCCAAUUAAACCCAUUUCUGGGACAACCAAUAUACUGCUGGAUGCGACAGGCAAGAUUUUCCCGCCAUAUAUCCCUAACUAUGGCUUGGUUACCAAGGCAUAGUGUUUGGUGAUUAGCAUAAAUCAGCUGAACUGACUUAAAACACAUGUAAGUUAAAUUCCUCUUUAUUUUAUCUGCAUUGUUUCAGUUUCAACCGAAAAUUGAGCAAAAAACGCUUAAAGUUAAGGAUAAUUUUGUUCUUUGUUACAAAUUGAAGGCGGAUUUCCGGGGAUUUUAUUGGGUGCAAGCAGUUAUUCUGUCGCCACGUCCGAUUAGUUUUGUAAUGUCCAGUCUUGCUAGCAGGAUCGGGUGAUCCAUGCCUUUGAUUUGAGAAUAUAUUUCGCAUCUUGAGUUUGAUCAGGUGCCCACCAACUAUUUCAUUGCCUAUACCACUACUGUUUCUUUGAUGAUACAUCAACGAUUAUGGUUGGAGUUUCGAUUAUCUGCUAUGUAAUUUCGAUGAGGAGCUAAUUUCUGUUUCAAUACCCGUGUUUUGCUCUAUGUUCUUUUUGUAACAACUGAUGCUUCAAUUAAUUGGAACCUUUCAAUUACUCCUGAAGUUUUAUUUUUUAUGAGAUUCACUCUCUUCUAUACUUGAACCUUUGGAUAUAAUUGGAACCUUUCAAUUACUCCUGAAGUUUUAUUUUUUAUGAGAUUCACUCUCUUCUAUACUUGAACCUUUCAUAUAGCGUACUCUAUUUUCCAUUCUGUUCUUUACACAUUUCAUGACAAAUAAUUUUCAAAAAUAAUAGGUACUCAAGUAUGGAAUCAUUUCCCUUAUUCUCACAACCUUCAUGUUCAAUUCAGGGGUGAUUGUGUAAGGAGAAAUUGAGUGCUAGUCAACCUAACCCUCCCAACAGAUAAAAGACAGGAGUUUUUUUUUGUUGUUCUUUUUUAAUUGUUCAAGCUUGUUGUUCAUCUUUUAACAUUUUCAUUCUUCAUUUCAGGGCGGUAAAGGUGAAGCAGGCCCAACUGGUGAAAGAGGGCCAAGAGUAAGUACAGUCUUUACAGGAAAUCUCAUUUGUUUACCAACAAACUGAUUAUCAGCUGUUCUUUUCUGGUUGUACUGCAGAUCAAUUAAUUGGCCACUGAGAUUUUUCAUCUAUUAUCAACUACAGCCGUUCAUUAAAAAUAUGCUAAACCUUAAGAGAAAAACAGUGGUGAAUUAAAUUCAUGAUAUGCAGACAAAGGUAGAAAACCAAAUUGAUUCUUAAAUUGAAAGCAUUUUAUAAGUAAUUCUUUUUAUUAGUUGAAGUUCACAUUCAUUUUUAAUCAACAUAAGUAAGUAGGUGCUUGAGUAGUUCAUCUUGAACAAGGCUUAAGAGAGUUUAUCGUAAUAAAGAUGAGACAUUGAAGUGACAUCAAUCUUUAUAUUUCAGGGAAAUUUUUUAAACAAUUUCUGUUAUACAUUUUCUACAAGUUUGGCAAAUGAGAUUUUGGUGCUGAAUCAAACAAGUUUCCCUUAGUUGAUUUUAACCCUUCUUAUUUAUCUUUCUUAUUAAAAGCUUGUGAACUAAUAUUUAAAAGAGAUAUUUCUUUUUGGUCAUUCCUCAGGGUGAAAGGUUUAAUUGCACAAAUAUUUUCAUGAAUGUUAAGCUUUGACAAGUAACACCAGAUAAUUAUGUGUUCAUUUCCCUCUUUUGUCCAAUAGGGACGAGUUGGUCAACCAGGUUUUCCAGGAGUAAAUGGAAAUCCAGUAAGUUCUGUCAAACCUCGGAGAACAUUUAUAUGGAAUAUUAAACCAUAAAUUCAAAGCUGGAAAACAUUGGGAUUACUUUCAAAGUUUCCUUGUUGAUUAAAUCAUGUUUUUGCUUGCUUAGUGUCCACUACCGUAGUUAUGACUCUGAAAAUUAUGGAAUACCAAUAUACCCGAAAAAAAAUACAAAAAUACCCCAAAAUACCCCAAAUUCCUCCAAAUAUACCCAAAAAUAAUCGAAGCUUUGAAUACUCUAUACCUGAAAUUCAAAGAAAGUGAUAUACUGAAUACCCAUAUUUAAGCUGCAGUAUACCGUAUACCCGAUUUAAAACGCCCCUGAAUACCGAAUACCCAAAAACCCUGGCCGACCCUGACUCUGAAAAUCAUCACUAAUAGUUAAGUGCUAGGAAGGAGUUAGAAAAUGUGUGAGAGCGCAGAAGGGUGCUGGCCGCCAUUACUCACCAUUAUACUAUUGAUAUGCAUGAGGAACAAGAAUUAAUUAGUAUUCAUCAGUGAAAGAGAGGGAAGACAUACCGCAAGUAUGUGAGAGUCAUCACGCGUAAAAAUAGCUGAAUAGCAAACAGUGAACUGUAAAAGUUUUUAAUCCAUAGGUAGGACCCCCUGACUAUCCUGCAAAGAUUUAUCACCUCAGAGUGCAGCACAGUUAUGUCUUAAUUUUAACUUUGAUUAAAUACAUUUAGCCACAUUUAAUGGUUAUUUAAUCAUUUUGUUUAUUUAUAGGGUAUACCUGGUGAGGAUGGUCCUCGUGGUAUGAUGGGAGACCCAGGCUGUAAUGGAACAAAGGUAUGUAGUGCAUUAAGUAACAUAAUAUUCCCUGAUCAGACAAGUUUGCAUACAAGUUAUGAACAGGCAAGCAUACUAUUGAAUUUGAUUAGACAAAUUUACUAGCUAUGUUAUAACACUUUUAUAAUACCCCUAAUCUGUGAAACCUGUAUUAAACAGUCAACGGCAACCCCAGUCCAACCUGUGUUUAGUGGUCCCCCUGCCAUUUCCCAUGCGUGAUCACUCAACACAAGUUGGACUGCAGUUAUAGUAAACUGCAUAUAGUCUAAAGUUGGUAUUUGUUAGAAGCAGUAUACUUAGUCAAUUUCUUGGUUUGACAAACUAAUGGCCUUGACUCACACAGUUUUAGAUGGACAUGUAUCCUUGAGUUAUUUAGACUGAGUAUGAUAUGGUAGGUUUUUGUUAAAAAAAAAAAAGAGAGAGAGAGAAAAAAAACAGGUGCAUGUCAAUAGGCUUUCGAUUGAAACCCAUCCUCUAAAUGUAAUUUUACCCCAAGACUUCUGACACUCAUUCACUUCCAAUUCUAUCUGGCAACAGGGAGAGCGAGGUAUCCCAGGAAACCCUGGAAACCCAGGACCCAAAGGAAACACGGUACUUAUAUUAUUUUUAAAUAAAAACCUCCAGAUGGUUUCAUCAUAAGUAUGUUUUUAAGUCCUCCUUAAAGAAUUUCAUGGUAAAGACUUGGACAAAACCUUAGCUCACCACAAUUUUACAGAAAGUUGAUUGUCAGUACAAUUUGAGGCUUGGUAAGUAUCAACCAACAAGUCAAAUUGCAUUGUGGUCCUUGAGGCAGAUAUGUUAUUUGUUAAGUAGAAGCAAUAUUGGAGGAGAGUAUGUCAAAUGAACAAGAAACUAAAUGUUUUCUACUAAACAAAAAUGCAUUCACACCAAUAGAGUGGAUUGUUGGAUGAGCUAAAAAUUACAGAAAAACAUUGGUUUCAAUUCAGAAUGAUAUCAUUAAGAACAAAUUGUGUUACUCACAGUUCUCUAGGAACUUGACUUUCUAUUUCCAUGCAUCUCUUCUGAAUUGUCCUUCCAGGUUUAUUGUUUGAGACAUACAUUUAUACUCAUGUGAUGUCAUUAGUUAUUACUAAAGAAUACAUUUUUUCCUACAAUUUUGAGGUGUUUUUCUUGUUGGUCCCCAGGGCUUGGCUGGCAAUGUAGGAAUGAAAGGUGAAAAAGGUUCAUCAGCCACUGAUGUUGUUGGAGCUAAGGUACAAGUAUAUCCCAUGAUUAACCCUUUCACUCGCAAGAUCUCAUUUAGUAAUCCUCCUUGCUGUGGGUCAUAAAAUUCCUAUGGGGUGUGUAAUAAAAUAGAGACAAUGUUUUACCAGUCUAAUGGUUUUAAUAACCUGAUUCCUAAAUAUACAAGAAAAAGAGUGGUAUACAAAAAUGAAUAAAUAAGCCAUAUAAGCAAAUAAACACAAAAUAUGUACACAAAAUUAUUUAAACUAAAACUAUGCAGAUUCCAAGUUUGUGGCAUGUCACUUAGAGAGGUCUUAAUUUGCACAGAGUAUUUUAAUUGCACGGCGUAUUUUAAUUUGGGGUUACAACGGUGUGCUUUCGGAGAAUGUGAUAAUGGAUCAACUGAUAAUCGUCUGAUUGAUAUUUUGCUAUAUUCUCAUCACUUGUCUUCUUGAUGUUGUAUUGAGGUUGUAUAGAGAAAUUCUAUCUUUGUCACUAGUGGGAGUUGAAGGGUAACGAAGACAAAGUCAUCUUACAAGCAGGGAGGCCUAUCCUGGAUGUUUAGCUACAUGUUUUAUUUGCCCCCUCCUACCCCCGGGUGGAAUGCCUGUCUAUGACAAGAUUACACCCUCCAGAAUUUCAUUAAAUUUUUGCAAGAGUCAUUUAAGCCCAUUUGCCGGUCAUUUGAAAGGUGGUUAGUGAUAAUCCUGGGUUAAAAUUGUAUCUAGGAAUACUGUAUGAUGUUUUAAAAACUCAUUCGCAACCUUUUUCUCUUCUUUUCAAAGGGAGAUACAGGACCUCCAGGAGAAACAGGAGAUGCUGUGAGUAUUUUUUAUCUAACUCUUUCUUGCAUAGGAAGAUGAUGCAUUGUUACUGACAGAUACUCUCCCUUUUUUCAUAAAAAUUUUGCACUUUCAAAAAGUUUUUCAUCUAUUCAAAGUUAAACAUUAUAACUAUAGGCAGAAAAUCAAACUUGCCAGGUAUGAUAACAUAUUCAAGAAAAUUAUUGAUAUAGUAAAUAUUGAUUAUUAAUUGUGGUAAUUUAAUUGAGUGAAGUGUAAUUUGGUCUGAAAUCAUACACUUGAUUUCAAAAUCAAACAUGUACACAGGGCUAGUUUGAUUUGAAACCACAAGACAGUAUGAUUUUCAAUUACCACUUUAUCAUGUCCAUUUUUAAACUGCAAAAUUCAGUCACUCAAAUACAGGUUUUUUUCAGUUUUUACAAAUAUUUUAUUGAUUCAGCACUGAGCUGGUUUGGAAAAUUUGAUUUGUUACUUUAAACAAACCUCAAAUUCAGAUCGGUUGAUGUGUUUUAGUAAAGAUUUCUAACUGACUGGGAAAAAGAUGCUACUUGGAGCUAAAAAUGGCUAGAUUCAUGAAUAAAUUGCACCAAUUGGAGCCAUCAGAUUGUAAGAAAAACCAUUGAUUUCAAAAUGGAUGUCAUAAAUGCAGCUUAACAAUUGUUUAUAGGGAGAGCGCGGGGACAGAGGAUCACCAGGUGGCCAGGGACCACCAGGGGAGAAAGGGGAACCUGGAUCACCAGGCCCUGAUGGAGCAAAGGGAGAAAAGGUGAGUCUAUCUUGCUAAAAAUUAAGAAACAGACUUUGUUGCAUAUACUAAUCAUCACAUACAGUGUUCAUACAUAUACAAACCUCAGAAUGGCCUAGGUCACCAUAGAGUCUCAGUCUAUAGCUCACUUGUGAAGAGCAUAGGUGUGGAAAGGUCUCAAGUUUGAUUCCCUACAGGGAAUCAACUUUUCCUUUUUUCCCUUGCUUGUGACAAUUAAAUAUUUUGAAGUGUAGGACUUGAGUAGUUUCGUGGUAUAUUCUCUUGACUAUCCUGUUUUUGCUAGAGGGGAGAUACUAAGUAAACAUAUUUAAGUUACGGGUUGUUGUUUUGCAUGUUCCUGCUAGAAGUCAACCAAUUUGAAGAGAUACAAAUUUUAGUUAUGGGUACUAUGAUGGUUGUUUGUAUUAAGAUAACAAGCAGUUAAGCAGUGCUUUACAAGUUAAAAGAUGCACCCACUUCAUGGCUGCAAUUGGAACACUUGUCUAAUUGAUGGUACUGAAACAGUUUUUAUUUGGUUGUUGCUGUAGGGAAAUCAGGGGAUUGCAAAACAAGGAGCAAAGGGAAAGAUGGGUGUACCAGGUGUGAAAGGAGAAAAGGGAAAACCAAUGAAAAUCGAUGAAAUUAAAGGAUCAAACCUCACUGUAAUCACAGUAAAGGUUGGUGAUUAUUUACUUUGUUUUCUCAAUUGCAAUCUUAAAAUUGACAAUCUCAAGAUUGAGGAACACUUAAUGAAAAAUUGUUGAAGUACAAGAUGGGUACAGAGUGCAAUGGAAAUUUGGAAAACAUGAAUAACGGUGAGCAGCUCUGUGUGAUGUUUUGAACAAACUUCAACGCAGGAUGUAUAGGAUUAACAACGAUUUAAUAAACAGUUGAAAACAGGCAUGUUACAUGUGAUCAUCACUGGAAGCCAUGAUGAUGUUUUUUUUUUUUUUAUGAAAACAUCCCAUAGUUCUUAGCAAACAUCCAGUAUCAAUAACUUUUAGUUUAUGUGAACAUUAAACUCUGCAACAGAAUUUAGUUUCUAUUCAUACAUGUACUCAUUAAGGUUAUCUGGAUAUGGCUGAAGGAAUAAAUUAAUAUAUGAGAAUUCUUGUGAAUUGUUUUCAAUGCUCAAAAGUCGUUAUUGUCAGCUUUAGACCAUGGACCAGGAGCUCUAAGUUAUCGUAAAAUGAACUGCUUGCUGCUGGACAACUGAAUACAAGUUGCCAUCUUGAGUAACUCUUGCCGUGAAUUGAUUAUAUGGCCAGAUUUUUUUUCCAUUUGAUAUGGCAGCCAAAUUGCUUACAGCUGGAAGUAUUUAGUUUUAGAAAUGUGUACAUACAGAGCAAUUCUUGCAGAGGCCUUUGGUUUAACAAUUUGUCAUCUGAUAUGUCUUAAAAAUCAUGGUUAAGUGGACAAAAUUUAUUUAAUGAUGCACAUUAGAAUCACUCUCAAAGUAUUUAACUUUCAAAGUUCUUUCCAUAUUCUAGUAGCUCACUGAAUCUAUUAUUUUGUGGCAUUUUUAAUUAUUACAUGCAGUAAACCAGUAACUUCCAUUUCAACUGUAAACUUGCAACUGUUUUGACCUUUAAACUAUCUUUGGUGCAAGGAGUUAUUCAUUUGCUGCAUCUUCAGACAAUAGACUAGUUUGGUUAUUUAUAAUUAUCAACUGAGUUGAUAACGUAAAUUGGCCAUUGUAAAGAAUUUAAAACCUGACAUUUUGAGCAUUAGUCCUAUGUCAAUCACUCCUAUGAACAGCUGUCACUCAAAAUGUCAGCUUUUAAACUCUUUACAGGGGCCAAUUUAUGUUAGCAGCUUAGUUGAUAAUACUAAAUUACCCUGCUAUACUCUCCCACAGAAGCAGCACCACAGCUUCUUUAGAAACUUACCCCCUUUAUUCAUAGAUUAAUUUGCUUGACUGUAACGCUGAUUUACAUUUUCACCACCAUGCUUUAAUGUUUUAUUCUUUCUUAAGUAUGAUAGUUCAUUUCAAGAAUUAACUCUUCUACCAUCUAAAAGUUCAUUUUUUUCUAAAGACAAUCUUGAAUCUUUUUUAAUUCCAGGGGAUCAAGGGAGACAAAGGUGAACCGGUAAGCAUUACUUUACUACUGAGAAAAGAUUUUUGGGCUUGGAAAUAAACAACAUGGUCACUUGAAACAAUGUACAUGUAUUUAAAGUGGCAAUUCUAACUAAACUAAAGGAGCUAUAGCCACUGCGUUUUCAAAUGGUUGUCAAAUCAUCACAAAAUCUGCUCAGGUUUGUUUUGAGCUUCAAUCGUGGUGCAAUUUCAUUAAACUGUUGGCAAGGUUUGGCUACCAAAAAAUUGAAUAAUCAGAGAUUGAAAUUACGUGGCAAGUGACAUACUACUGAAUAAUACUUAAGAUCUUGUGUCUUGAAUAGGCGAGGUUGUUAAGAAACAUGGUCAUUGGAGACCCCAUUUUUGAAUCAGUCAAACAAAAUCACUACAACCGGAUAUCACUUACUGCUAGAGGCUGCAUGGAGAGACACUUAAGAUAAUAUCCAUAAAAUUACAGAGAGGGCAAUUUUUUUUUAUUUUAAAUUUCUAGGGCCAGUCUGGUAGCAAAGGAGAGAGAGGAGAAAGAGGACCAUCCAACCCUGUUAGUGUACUAUUUGUGUAAUUUGUUUAUUUUUCCUCAUCUUUAAUAAAAUUAGUAGGAUUUUUUUUUUUUUAUUUCGUGACCUCUCUAUAUUUGGCAAAUUAAACUCAGGUGCACGUUUCUGCCAGCACUUGAUUCAGGUUACUCCAAACUAAUGCAAUUGCAUGCUCUUCAGCAAAAAGCCAGUUCAUGAUCAAAUGCUGCAUUAGAGGUACAGAUGUAUUCUUUCUGUCGCCAAUAAUACUAAAUACACAAGUGUGUCAAUUACAACAGUUUAAACUUAUUGAUACCCAGUUGACUCUUAACCCUUUAACUCCUAUGAGUGACCAAGAGAGAAUUUCUCUUUAUAAUAUCAAUACCAUAUCAAGCAGACAAGUGAUGAGAAAAAAGAAAAAUAUCAGGUAGGAGAUUAUAAGAUGAUCCAAUACCAAAUUCUCCAAACCAACAUCACAAGAACUGUAUGGGAGAUAGUAAGGAGAAUUGCUAAAAAGAUCUUGGGAGUUACAGGGUUAAGAGAGGCUGUGCCUCAUCGUUGAAAUCAUGAUGCAAGUUUGUUCCUACUGAAUAUUUACACAUUUUAGUUAUUAUUACAUCUUUGACAUGAAAUUUCUGUCUCAACUCCUCUUUAGGGUCCAGAAGGUAUCCAAGGACCUACUGGGCCACAAGGAGACCCUGGUCAAAAGGGAGAACAGGUAAAUAUCUGCAAUAAUAGAAAUCAAGAAUUAGGUAUAAAAUUAUAGAAACCUGAGUUCAAAAUUUAUUUGACUGUUAUAUCAAUUUUAUUGUUUGUAUUUUUUUUGGACUCAAACCUUGUGUAACUUUUCCUUAAAUUUGCUCAAUGUUCUGUAAUAUUAUCCUCACUACUUAUAACAAGUCUAGACCUCUCAGUGAUUUCAAAUCAAACUACAGUCAAACCUGUAUUGAGCAGCUCCAAAUUAAGCAGUUGCCCUGUAUUAAGUGCUUGUUUACAAAGUCCCAACAUUUGUACUUCUUAAUUACUGUAAUUUUCACUUCUAUUGAGCAGUCACCCUUUAAAGAGUCCAAAAGGCCUUUGUGUAUUUUCUUCCACCUGUAUUGAAUGGUUACUUUAAACAAGUCUACUAUUUUUGAGCAAGUUUACUGGACAAUUAUGGCAUGAAGUGACAUUUUUUUAAAAAUUAUUAUUUUUUUGUCAUGAAUAUCCCUAUUCUGUGGAACUUGUAUUAAGCAGUCACCCUGCCAUUCCCUGUAAGUGACCACUAAAUACAGGUUCAACUGUACCCUCUUUUUUGUCAUGUUAGUCAUUUCUUUCCAUCCUCUGGUGACUCAAACCUCAUGUGAUCAUUAAAACCCGGCCUUGAAGGUUAAAUUUGAAGAAGACUAAUUGAAACAUCUAAAUCUACAAAGUUAUGGAUUAAAUUUUUUUUAAACCCAUCCCAAUCUAUAUGAAUUUUUUUUUUGUCUAUUCAAGGGUUUCAAAAUAAGCCCAUGACCGCAAGAGUUCUGCCAGCUACUCGAUGACAAGUUGCCAGUUACUUUGCCCAAAAUAAUGACCUUUUGGCUCUUAAUUAACCCUUUAGCCUCAAAGAGUGACUAGCAUAUAAUUUUUCCCUGUGAUAUCACCCCUGAAUCACACAUUUAGGUCACAAAAGUGAAAGAAAUGAUCACCAAUUAAAAAAGCUCUUGAUUAUUAAACAAAUUCUCCUUAUCAGCACCUCAGGAAAUGUAAUGAGGACAGUACAGAUAAUAUGCAUAUUGAUUAGAGUUGGGGGUGUUUAAGUACAUUAAAGUAUAAAGAGUGUCAUUGAUAUUUUAGGGAGAGACUGGUACAAAAGGAGCUCCAGGAGAAGAUGGUCCACAGGUUAGAGAUUGUGUUAUUGAUUUUUUUGUUUUUUUUUUUUCUGUUACCUUUUAACCCUUAAAUCCUUGUGGGGAAAAGGAAUCUAAUUUCUCAUUGAGUAUCGCUAUUGAAUACUCAGGGUCGGCCAGGGUUUUUGGGUAUUCGGUAUUCAGGGGCGUUUUAAAUCGGGUAUACGGUAUACUGCAGCUUAAAUAUGGGUAUUCAGUAUAUCACUUUCUUUGAAUUUCAGGUAUAGAGUAUUCAAAGCUUCGAUUAUUUUUGGGUAUAUUUGGAGGAAUUUGGGGUAUUUUGGGGUAUUUUGUCGAUUUUUUUUCGGGUAUAUUGGUAUUCCACUACCCCCCCUGGCCGACCCUGAAUACUGCAAAAAGGCUUAUGAGAAUCAAGGAAAUGAUCACAAUCUUGAACAGCUCUUGAUUUUUAACUAAAUUCUCCUUGUCAUUGCCUUGAGGAAUAUAUUAAGAACACUGUGGAGAAUAUGCAUGUUGAUGUUAGGGUGUAAAGGGUUAAUGUACUAAUAGUUCUUAGGCAAUAACUGUAAUUGGAAAUCCUUCCUCUAUAAACACACUUCCCUUCUCAACAAUUCUUUGUCAAGUUAGUUUUAACAAAAAAUAGUUUUUGUGACCAAAGUCUAUUAAUACUUUUUCACAAUGUUUUAUGAAUUGCCUUCUUUUUUGCAUGGACAACAGCCUUCUUUUGCCUGCCCAUACAUUUUUCUACUCCAAGAGAAAUUAUAUUGUGUUUGGAAAUACUUUGUUAAAAGGCAUUUCCCUUCUUAGCAACGCUUUGUGAAUUCCAUGUUGAUAAAAUCAUUGUGACAAGAGUCUAUGAGUCUAACUUGUCAGUUGUCCCUGGAUUCUUUUUUUUUUUCUUUUUUUACAUGGGUUGGGGCUAUCUUUCCUGCAUGCCAUUUAUUUUUUCCUCCAUAGGAAAUAAAAUGUUGUUGAUAGUUUAAGUGUAAAUUAUUAACAAGAUUUUGUACACUUUGGUUUUUAACAUCACAGGGACCUCCUGGUACACCAGGAGAUGAAGGUCCUCUUGGAGAAAGAGGGGCAACAGGAAAUUCUGGUGAUCCUGGAGAACCAGGCUUGAAAGGAGACAGAGGAGACAGAGUAAGUUUUAACCCCUGAGAGUUAAAUUUAUAAUGACUGACUUGAGAAUUUGAAAGGUUGGUGCUGAUUCCUGGUGUCCCAAUGUGUUUUAGAGGUGUCCAUCCUAUAAAGAUGUGCAUGGAGAGAGAAAUGAUGUCCUUUGGUCAAACCUUGUUACCACUAAUUACUCGGGGAUGCCUGUGGCAGCCCAUAUUAAAAAUUUGUUUGAUUUUCAUAAUAGUCAAAUGUGGAAGUUAGCCAUGUUAGCCAUGUACUCCUGCUUCUCACUGAAGUUAAGCCCUGUUGGCAGGUUUACUUCUUGGAACGGUGACCACACAUAAUAUCCCAUGCUGUUGACUUUUUUUUCUUUUCUUUGUUUUUGAUUUCAUUUGUGUACUUUGAGGUGUCAGCAUUACAUUUCAUAUUUUCCACAUAAAACCAGAGAGACUGUAGAUGAACAAUCAACACCUAGCUCCUACGUUAAUGCCUCCAGGUGUCUUGUCCUACCCUAUUUUUUCAUGGGUUACUCAUUUACUUAUGCCUUGGUUUGCUGAUGAUGACAAGUUUUGUCAACGAGCACAAUUCCGGUCUAUUGAUUGAAACUUAUCAGCAUGAAAUUAAUAAAGUUGUCUUCUUUAGGGACCUGAAGGAGUUGGACCACCAGGCCCUGAUGGCCCCAAGGGUGACACAGGGCCUCCCGGUUUUCCAGGUUCAAGUGGACCAAAAGGUGACAUAGGAAAUCCUGGUGCCACAGGCCCUCCAGGACCACCUGGGCCACAAGGAACACAGGGUGACCCAGGACCUACUGGACCUCCAGGAGGAUUGGGACUUCCUGGUAAUAAAGAUUAAAAUGAUUAUAACUUUAAAAAAUUGUUGCUGUAGCUCUGCUGCCAGCAGACACUUAGGUUACAGUACUUAAAAAUUUCUAUCAGUUGUAAUAUUGAUUUGGCUGGCUAGUACUACCAUGUCAUCUUCAUUCCUUAACCCUUUCUACCCUUACAUCAGUAUGCAUAUUCUCCAUACAGUUAUCCAAACAUUUCCGUUGGUGCAGACAAGGGGAACCCCUAAGAGUGGCUGCCAUCUUAUUUCUUCCUACAAUAUCACCUUUGAAUCAAUCAGUAAAUUAUCACUAACUAGAGAAGCUACUGGUUAAACAAAUUCUCCUCGUCAGCACCUUAGGAAAUGUUUGGAGAACAGUAUGGAGAAUAUGCAUACUGAUUUUAGGGUGUAAAGGGUUAAUGUGUAGUUAACUUUGUAUUUUAUUAUUUUAUUUGUCCCUUAAUUUUAGUUUAACUGAGAAAAAAUAUGAAACACACAGUGCUCUAACAGAUGAUCUUUCCAAACAGCUGGAAACUUGUAAAUGUUAAUGAUCCAAACAUGAUCAGCCUUCCAGUUUCUCUAAUUCUAAGUUAAAAAGAUUAAAGCUUGGAAAGGUUAACAAAUGCCAGAGAUUAAAAGUGAUUAAUUCAGAUCAGUUGCUUGUAGAGUUGCUUCAAUAAAACUGUAAACAGGUAGAAAAAUGAUAAUAAGAUAUGGAAUUUUGUGAUUAGGCAAUCCUGGGAUGAAAGGUGCAACUGGUAAUCCAGGACCCCGGGGCUUGCCAGGUCCAAAGGGGGAUAGAGGACCACGUGGAGUCACUGUCUUUGGAGAUCCAGGCAUGGAUGGAGAACGUGGACAAAGAGGAGAGAAAGGAGACAAGGGAGAACAAGGAUUUCCAGGCCCACAAGGUAAUAAUUAAUGAUGGUAAUAGGGUUUAGGGUCGAAUACGGUCUGUAAUCAUACAAGUGAUGAACAAAGUCAAGAUUUUUUAAUGGUAAAUAUGAUUACAGACAGAAUUGGAUGACACAAAGUCCUGUUACCAGUUAAUCAAAACAAUGACAAAAUUUGAAAAAGAAACUAGACAUUGGUUAUAUGUUUUCAUUGUUUUCAAAAAACAACAGUUACAACAGUGCGACCAUGUACUAAUACAGGCAUGACAUGUCAACUUUCUUAUUUUACUGUCCAAUUUCAAGCAUGACACACACACUGUCCUAUUUUUGGGCUGGUGAUAACCAAUCAUGUUCAAAAAUUUUCUUUAUAGUUUUGAUUAAAAGUAAUGUUGCCUGGACACUUUGAGAGUGAAAUUGAAUUGAGUAGUUAUUGAAUAGUUUUCUGAGGUAUCAAAUUUUAAUUUUAACCUGAUGUCAUGAGAAUGUUUUUGAAGUAAGAUUGGAUGCCUGGAGUAGCUAAGAGCUUUAACUUUUGGAAGCCAGCUGAAGGAUACUCCACAACCACAGAGUAGGAAACUAAUUCCCAAAUGCACUAACAAAACAUCUAGCAAGCCAGAAAACAUUCAGCAAUCAAAAAGAGAGAAAUGAGAAAUUUUGUUUAAAACGAAAUGUUUUGCUCUCCAAGGUGAUAGCGAAAGUGGUCCUCCAGGAGAAAAAGGUAAUCAAGGCCCACAGGGGUCUCAAGGAGAAGAUGGCCCAAAGGGGUCCCAAGGUCCCAAAGGUGAAGCUUGUGGUGACUGUCCAGAGGGCCCCCAAGGUCCUUCAGGAGAAGAUGGUGAAAGUGGCCCCCAAGGGCCAAGUGGUACCUCAGGGUUACCAGGCGACCCUGGACCUCAAGGUGACCCAGGGCCUCCUGGACCUCAAGGACGCAGUGGACGUGACGGAGAACCAGUAAGUGGUGCAUUUAUGGGCUUAUAUCUGUACAGCUCAAAAUCAUUUCAGAUGGGUUGAUCUGCUCAGCAGAUUUUACCUUGACCAGGUCUUAUUUCUGAUCAGUCAGAACAUUGAGAGGAGUAAUAUAGUUGUAAUAAUACACAUGACAAGGUUAAGCCCAUCUGAUUGGCUGAAAACAAUUGUAUUUUUCAUGUAACACAAGUGCAAAUUGCAAAAAGCUUGCACAUACUGUCAAAAUUUUUGUCCGUAUUGACUUUCUGUGAUGCUUUUUUCACAUAAAUUAUUAACAAGUACCAACAUGAUUUAUUGUGUAAUUUGGUGUGCACUUGUAAAUUUUCAAAGACUACAAAUUGCACUCACCCUAUGUGCUCAUGCAGUUUUACUGUCCUCAAACAAUUUACUCAAUCAACACCAAAUUGCACUCAAAAUUAGGUUAUACCUAUACUAAUAAUACUGCAAAAUUCUGAAAGUAGUUUUUCAUCAAUAGGAUCUGUCACUCUAAUUAGCAUGUUUAGUUGUAUGGGUGUCACAAAUAUAAAAGAUAAGAACUUUGUGUUUCAACAUUGCUGCAGUUUUCUUGACUUUUUGAUUGUGGAAAGGAAAUUUUCUUUAAAAAUAGUAACAGGUGUGAAAGAUUGCUGAGUUUAAAGAUGUGUGAUACAUGUGUGGGACCUUAUGAAUUGCCUGUAUUAAUAAUUAGCAACAGUUCACGGCCUGAAUAUCAUGUAUGAUUAUUCAAUAUCGCAUAAAGUAAAUGUUCUCUUUGACUUGUAGGGUCUGCAAGGUGAUCCUGGCGAAGCUGGAGCUCCUGGGCCUAAAGGUGAAAAGGGAGAGGUUAUCAGAGUGGUAGGGGACAAAGGGGAGAAAGGAAAACCGGGUGUGGAGGGUAUCUCUGGUGAUCAGGGUCCUCCAGGAGCAGAAGGAGCACAAGGGCCACCUGGACCCAAGGGGUCUACCGGACCUCGCGGACUUAAGGUUUGUCCUUUUCAUAUUAAAAAAAAAAAUGGUUGCUAUUAUUCAUCGUGGUGAAAACACUUGUCUCAAAGUACAAUUUGUUAAUCCCAUGAUGUAGUCACUUCCCAUUGUGGAUUGCAAUGUUAUGGUUAUAUACUGCUUGCCUCCUUCAAGCAAUACGGUCAAGUGGAUUUGUUGUCAUAUGAAGCAUUGUGCUUAGUUGUGAUUGGCUGAUGUGUUUCUUCUUCUUUCGUCCUCCAGUCUGCCUUCAUUCGCUCGAUCAUGAAAUAUUUUGCUUUAUUUUGUAAAAGUUUCAAAGUUUUUACAGACAUUGUAGAUGAGGAUAUUUGGAAUAUGAAAGGCUUCAAAGUGUGUUUUAAGUACUUGUAAGUCCAGAAAUUUGUUCAGUGUUCACUAGACCUUUUAGAUGUAACUUUUUCCCUUAAUAUAUGGGAUGCCUGUGGCAGACCACGUUAAUAAAUUGGCCAUCGUGCUCAGAAGAGGAAACUAGCCACGUGCUUGUUUAACCAAGUACUUCUGCUUGUUACUGAAGUUAAGCCCUACUGACUGUUAUUACUACUUGGAUGGAUGACUACACUUAAUAUCCCGUUUUCGUUUUUUUUUUCUUCGUCUUUAUUUUUUCAAUUUCAUUCCUGUACUGUGAAUAGGCAGUAUUAAAUUUCUUAUUUUCCACAUAAAACCAGAGUGAAGGUAGAUAACAACCAACACAUCCCAGGUUAACGCCUCCACGCUCCUUUUCUCAUUUUGCGAAGUGGAUUUGAUUGUGUCAGCAGAAGAUUGUUGUAGUGACCCUUGCCUUCACUCACUGCUACAAUUCAUUAACCCUUUAAACUCUAAGAGUGACUAGCAUCUAAUUUCUCCUUACUAUAUCAACCCUGAAUCAAACGUGAAAGUCAUGAGAAUAGAUGAGAUGAUCACUAGCGAAAGUAGCUCCUGAUUGUUAAACAAAUUCUCCUUGUCAGCUUCUUUGGAAAUGUACAGAGAACUGUAUGGAGAAUAUGCAUACUGAUGUUAGGAUGUAAAGGGUUAAAUAAUAAGUUCAAUCAAGUAUGAGGAUUGUGUUGAUCUAUUUUGUUUUCUCCUCGCUUGAUUGUUUCAGGGUGAGAGAGGCUUGGAUGGAAAGGAUGGGAAAACUGGCGAGACAGGUCAGAGGGGAGAGAAAGGAAUGAAAGGCGAGCCAGGAGAGGUUGUAAAUGGGCCUAAAGGGAAAGAUGGUGAAAGAGGCGAUAAAGGAGAUUUGGGGGCCAAGGGCGAAAAAGGUGCGGCCGAUAUUUCUGUUUCCUAAUGAGAGAUUUGUUACUUUUUCUCUUUUCUGAUAUUGCAUCAAUUUCAAUUGCAAUACAAUUAAUUCACACUUACAGAGCGAACUUAAAUCAGGAUAAAUUGGAAGUCACUCAACAAUUUGUUUUUCUUUUUGUGUUUAUCUUACUCUUAACAUUCAUUCCAUGUCAGUAGGACAGUAAAUUUCAAAUACUAUUAAGUUGCUGCUGCUGCUGUGAAGUUACUGCCAAGUUGAAUGAUAAAAAGAUUUUUAUGAAUAGGCAAAACAACCACUACACAACAAACAAGGCUGUGCUCUAAGGAAAAUUUCAGGGAGCCCUUCGGGCUCCCAAGCGUUUUAGCUUGGGUGCCCAGGCCUAAAAGAUGGUCGCCCAAAUCAAAAUUUCGGGGAGCCCGAAGGGCUCCCAAACAUUUUAGCUGAGGUGCCCGGGCCUCCUAGUUGGUCGCCCAAAUUAAUAAAUCAGUCAGUUAAUUAUUAAAAAUUAAACAAACUGUUUUCGUAACGAGUCAAAUAGAACUAUGUGCAUUUAUUUAUUGUUUUUAUGUUCAUGAAACAUCGUAUCCUUUGACCUCCUGAAAACCUAUCGGUGAAAUGUUCAAGACAAAUGAGCUUUUUGUGGAUUCGGUCGAUUUUAUUUUUAGUGCGUGAUACGUAAUAACUUGUCACGACACCAAGGACAAUGCGGGACUUAUAAAGUUUAUACCCGUUUCUAAAACAAUCACACAAAAAAACGUAUCUUUUCUUUUUUAUACAUCGUGUUUUACUGGAAAAACAAUCUUAAGUUAUGUUUUUGCCUCGCAGACACGGCAGUAAAAAGCCGGCUAAAAUAUUAAAUUAGCAAAGAAGAGCGACUCCCGUGUUUAUUCAGCGAUUUAUUAAUCGCCGACCGUACUUUACGCCUAUCAGAGCAGAAGUAACAACUUCUUUUGAAAAACUAGCUGAUGAGCCAUCCCAAUUUAAAGGAAAAAUUUUAAUGCUAUUGGAAAAGCCGUUAAAAUCGAAAACUGUGCAGCUAGUCAAGUUCAAAGUCAAGGAUUAUGCUACAUGUGAAUUCACGUGGAACGACCUUUGAACAUCAACGCGCGCCCGAUGGAACAACAUUUUCUUUUAAAAGAACGACUCCCGUGUUCAUUUAGCGAUUUAUUAAUCGUCGACCGUACUUUACGCCUGUCAGAGCAGAAGUAACAAUUGCUUUUCAAAAACUAACUAACGAGCCAUCCUAAUUUAAAAGAAAAAUUAUAAUACUAUUUGGAAGAGCGGUUAAAAUCGAAAACUGUGCAGCUUGUCACGAUCAAAGUCGAUGAUUAUGUUACACGUAAAUUCACGUGGAACGACCAUUGAAUAUCAACGCGCGCCCGAUUGAACAACAUUUCCUUUUUUUUUUUGACUGUAAAUCAAGAAACCAACACCAGCCAGUCGCCCGGCCGGGCGACCAAGAAAAUAUUUUCAGUCGCCCGAGGCCAAAUGUUAGUCGCCUCAGGCGACCGGGCGCCGUUAGAGCACAGCCUUGACAAAUACUCUCAUUUAUUGGACAGUCGGAAAACGAGACAACACUGAGAUAUGUGAUUAGCAGACCCAAUUUCAGGCGGACAAAGUCUUGAUUUUGUAGUCUGUUACUGUGAGAAAAACUCCUAUUUCAAUAGACACCUCUAUUAAUCAGAGAGACACUAACAUCGAGCCCUUCUGUGACCCAAAAUCUGUAUUUGGCAGACACUUUUUAGAGGAAAUUACUAGAUCUAAAUUCAUGUCCAACUUCCUUUGAAUGUUGUACAAAGUGAUAAAUGUUUUUUGUUUUUCAGGAUACUUUAAUUUUUUCACAUGUUUAAGAUAAUUGUUGACAGAAGUAGCUUACUUGCAAAUUUUUACGAUUGGAAGAUGUCCCGUUUCGGAAGUAUACGUGAUUGAAGUUUCGUUUCGAGGAAGAAUUUCGCGACAAAUUAGAGAUACGAUGCUGGAGUAAACGUGCUUGCGGCUCCUAUGGUUUGUCCUUUGGCGACAUUUCUGACACAUCUAUUUAACACGAAACCAUUCGAUGAUGAAAUUCGAAGCCCUCUCGCAAUGGGAAAGAGAGCUUACACAUGACAAAAGAGCAGUUGAAUAAGUAGCCAUUGUACACGUUGGCGCUUGACCGAAAAGUCAAGCUUUCUACCACUGAAUAAUUUACUACAACCUUAUUUCUAUGGACACCUUCCAUCUGGCAGAAACUUGCAAGGUUUCUGUGUGUAUUCUCUUAAAAAGUUGCACUGUUCUUAUGGGUUAAAAAUUAAGCAUUCACUUUACUAGUUAUCAAGACGCUCAAGGAGCCGUGGGCGUUUUCGUUUUUUCACACACAGGAGAUUGUCCUAACUUAGGACAACUUAAGAACAUGACGAAGGGCGAAAAAGGCGAGCCAGGUGCCACAGGCCCCAAAGGUCCAGCAGGAGAUAGAGGAGAAACAGGACCACCAGGAGAAAGUGGCCAGGAUGGACAGCAAGGAGAAAUAGGAAUGAAAGGAGAGAAGGGAGAUGGAACUUCAGGGCCGCCGGGACCUGCUGGUCCUCAAGGUCCCACCGGACCACCAGGUCCCAAAGGUACUGCAUUGUUUCAUUUAUAUAAUGGGUCUUUUCUGUGAAACCUUAACGCCUUCUUUCCCAAUAUUUCGGUAUCAAGUCUCCUCAUUGUUUGCCAUUUAUUUCUGAUGGUUCUAGCAUUGAUAAGUUGAUGCUUGAUCAAGCAAUUUACCCUUCUCGUCACCUUUCUGCUUGACAAUAUGAUGACAUUGUAGGAAUAACUUACUUAUUGUUCUCUCCUUGGAUUGGAAAGUGUAAAUUUGAUCCUCUCCUCAAAUAAGUCUCCUUAGUACUUUUUUAAUAGCCGUUAUACUUGACCAUACCAUUUACUGAAAACCAACCCCAACCCUUAUUUUUUGCUACAUUUUUCUCAAGCUUUUGCCACUUCGUAGUUUUUAACAUAUUACUAUUCUUUUGAUGUCAGUGCUUUAACCCUUCAACUCCCAAGAUCUGAUUGUUAAUUCUCCCUUCUAGCUGCUACACAUUUUCUUGUAAAUAAGUUACAAGAAUUUGGUGUUAGAUGGAAAUAACUACUUUGACCUGAUAAGUUUGAAUAUUCUCAUGACCUGUUUCACUGGAUAAUGUUUGGUUAUUAUAAGGAGAAGUUACAUGUUAAUCACUUCUGGGAGUUAAAGGGUUAAAGGUGUUUGAUUUUUUUUUUUAACUGCAUAUCAGUUGUCCAUACAUCGAAUUUCUCCUUAUACCAUCACCCCUGAAUCACAUAAUGAGGUCACAAAAAAUGAUCACCAUCCAAAGAAGCUGUUGACUGUCAACCCUUUGAUCCCUCAGAGUGACCAGUAUCCAAUCUCUCCAUACUUAUUCACCCCUGAAUCAAACAUUUAGACCACAAGAACAGAAAAAAUGAUCAUCUACCGAAGGAGCUCCUGAUUGUUAAACAAAUUCUCAUCAUCAGCACCUAAGGAAAUGUGUGGUGAACAGUAAGGAGAAAAUGUAUUCUGAUGUUAGGGUGUAAAGGGUUAAACAAAUUCUCCUUUUCAGCUUCUCAGGAAAUGGUGGUGUAGAGAUUAGUGAAGAGAAUGUGUUAUGGUGUGAAAGAUUGACAAAGAAUGCGCGUUUUAAAUUCUUCAUUGUCGUCAUGUUGCAGGUGACACAGGAGCCACAGGUGACAAAGGUGCCCUUGGCGCUGAUGGUCCUCCAGGUAGCGAUGGUGAUAAGGGAGAGAAGGGAAACAUUGGGCCUCUCGGUAACCCUGGGUCACCCGGUAGUCCCGGUAAAAAUGGAGCCCAAGGGGACCCUGGAGAAAAAGGCCAGCGGGGUAGCGAUGGUCUGAAAGGAGAACCUGGUGAAAAGGGGAGUAACGGCCAGGCUGGCAGUCCAGGUUUGUACUGUAACGUGGAUUCAUUUGCGAUAUCACGCGAAUAAUGUUGACCAACUUACCAUCUCUCUUAUUUUAUUUACAAACAUGACUCUAUCAAUGUUGCUGAUCCUAGCAGCAUGCAGAUCGCGUGUCAAAUGAAUUUCGUAAAAAACCUCGCUUACCGUGGCUCAGUGGUCGAGCAUCGGAGCGCGGAAUCUGAAGGCCUCAGGUUCGAUUCCUCAUAGGGACUCAGAAUUUUUUCUUUGUCCCACGCUCGUGGCAAGACGAAAAACAUCUUCUAAUGUUGACCAAUGUUUCAAACUCCAACUGUUUUGUCUGCCAUGGAGACUAGAUAUGAAUUUGGGCGACAAACUAUCAACUUAAGUUGCCCUCACGGUGUACGGUAGUCAUGAAGCAAGUUUUAACGUUUUUAUAAUUGUGGUCUGAAGUUUAAGCGAGAAAGAUGUAUCUAUAAAAUAUUAUUGAUGUCUCUCUAUCCUUGAUUGCCCCAGUAUUAAGUGCUGAGAUGUCGCAUGAACCUCUAAAAUUUGAGAUCCUGCCACGCGGUGGUCAGCGACAUAAGUUUGUCCUGUACUUUUGCCAAAAUUUUGAACGGUAACUGACAGUUUUUGUUUUUUGUUUGGUUUGUUUGGUUUUUUUUUUCAAUCUUUUGCUCUGUUAAUUAUUUGUUGAGACGUGGUAAUGCUCAAGCGGCAAUUUUAACUCAUAACCCAUAUUUUUCAGUUAUUUAAAAGCCAUAUGGCAUGCCUAAAAAUUAUUUACCGGACUUAACUUUUCUCUCUCGAUUUAUGGCCAAAGCUCAAAUCACGUGGCUUUACAUCAAAGGGUAAUACGUGGUUGGUAACGUACAGACCGAACUUAAACUCUGCCAAUAAGAGUUACUUACUUUCAUAGCUUUGUAGAAGUGGAAUUUGUUAUAGUUCUCUGUACAAUGUCAUUCGCAUGCACUUUUCAUAAUCAGGAGCGCCAGGCCAGACAGGACCUCGGGGAUUCCCAGGAGAUAGAGGAGCCAAGGGUGAUGCUGUAGUCGGACCACCUGGUCCUCCAGGGAAAGAAGGGCCUCAAGGUAUGCGAGGAAAGACAGCAAAAUAACACAGGUUCUGGUUUUGUUUUUCAGCUUCAGAGUGUAAGGAGAUCGACUUACAUUUUGAACAUUUGCCCUUUGUCACCAUAAUGCAUACUUCCCGGAAAGGGCUCCGCUAGGAGAGUUUGGUGCACAGCCACGGUUUUUUUCUCACAUUCAGAACUCAAAAUAUUAGUUAUAAAUUGAUUAAGCAGCCAGCGAAGUGUGAGCUUUUUCACUUUUACCUUGACUUCGCCUAAAUCACGUUGACUGCUGUGUCAAGGCUAACUAUUUUGUAAUGUUAAAAGGGGUAAGAUUUUAAAGAAAAUGUGUUGCUGCGUCGGUGGGAGAGUAUAACAGGGUAAUUAGGUAUUAUCAACUGAGUUGAUAACUUAAAUUGGCCACCGUAAAGAGUUUCAAAGCUGACUUUUCGAGCGUUAGCCCUUCGUCACAGCGAACUCUUGAUAAUACUAAAUUACCUAUUUUGUAAUGUUGUUGCAAAUGUUGUAGACGUUGUUGAGCGUUGUUCCUGAGCGGUCUUUGAACUCUCAACUUUUUUUUUUUUCCUGGCAGUCUUACACUCUCCAGGCCCCUAUUUACGUCUCAGCUUGGGUUUGUGUUCUGCAAAGUUCAAUGAUUUCAUUGUUAUUGUAGGUCAGCCCGGACAAAAGGGUGAACCGGGACCACCAGGAAGAGACGGAGACCCAGGAAACGACGGCGAUGUUGGAAACCCUGGAGAGAAAGGAAAAGAAGGAGCUGCCGGUCCAAAAGGUGUCGAGGGGCCCCCAGGAUUGAAAGGAGAGGUUGGUGAGCCCGGAAAUAUCGGAGAGAAGGGACUUCCAGGAAUCCCAGGAGGCCGUGGCGAUCAAGGCGAUGAGGGCAAUGAAGGACCAGAAGGAAUUUCAGGGCCGAAGGGCGUAGAAGGUUUGUGAGCGACAGUUCCCUUUAGCAUAUUACCUCGCUGUACUCCUUUGCAGCCGCUUGUUGUGUAGAGCAUUGUCUGACCUUCCUAAGAACGGCUGCACUGGGCAUUACUUCAAUUCUUGACUUGGCCUCAACAAUUAUGAACAAUGACUUUUGUAAAAUGGCAAGGUGGCCCUGAGGAAAAUUCGAGCGUUCUGAUUGGUCCUUACUUGGUCCAUAUUUUUGCCAUACGGACCGUUCCAAGGAAAUGGUCUUAAGCCGUGUUUUAUCCAAGUGACAUAUAAAGAACUAGUUACUAACCCCGCUCACUCGACCCCUACUGGGGAAUGUUGGCCCUCGUUAGUUUUUGCACGGACCCCGCAGUGUUCGUUCCUAACUGUCACGACUUCGGGCUAACGCUCCCCAGUGCGGCCCUCGCGCUCGGUUCGUAAGAAGUUAUCAUUCGGGUGGUAUUUGCAAUUUUUCCAUUUGGGCUGACUGUGGCGUUAGAUAUAAUGCGAUGUUCGGCUGCGCAAUGGGUAUGCAACCAUAUCAUCACCUGCGCAUUGAUUAAAGUUCAGUGGUAAUCCAUAAGCAGGUAAACUAACAUGUGAAGUUUUAUAUUUGUUGCUCUGCAGGUCCAAAGGGUGAUGAGGGUCCACCAGGCAGACAAGGCUUCCCAGGCUUAAAGGGAGACUUGGGUAUGAAAGGAGAACAAGGCCCACCGGGAAAAUCAAAUGCAACAGUAAUACCUGGAGAUAAAGGCGACAAGGGAGAUCGCGGCCCUCCUGGGCCACCAGGAAGAAAUGGUAACUGUCGUACAUCAACGUUCCUCUUAAUGCUAAGGAAUUUUUUUCUCAUUAAAAAAAAUGUGCGGCUUCUUGCUCUUUCUAAUGUGUUAAGUCGACAUGUAAAUGUUAAGUCACUUUAUAACAGAAAUUCUUAAAACUGUGUGGGCUAUGUGCAAGAAAUGGCCGGUACUUUGCAAACUUUGCGAGGAGAAAUAUUUGGCUUUGGACCUCACAUUUCAACGGAAAUUAUGCCUCAGGCAUAAGCAGUGAGUGUUACAAAAACAUCAUUUCAGAAAGCAAAAAGAGCCCUGGGACAACCGAAAGAAAGAAAGAAAUUAUUUGUUAUAUUGCUUUGGUUAGGGUGUCCAAAGAGCCAACUGAUGGUUAACUAUGAAAGGCAUCUUGUAAAAAGAAAAAAGCGACUUGUUUUUGAUAAGGGUCCCUUCUUCUCAGUGCUGAUGAUAAGUUCAUUUUUCUGUCCCAAAGGUGAAGAUGGUAUUGAUGGAGUAGCGGGAGAUAUUGGUCCCCGUGGUGACCCAGGGCCUGAUGGUGCACCCGGUGAACCUGGACAAGCUGGUACGCCCGGUGUACCGGGAACAUCAGGUGACAAAGGGGAACCAGGACUCAGAGGACCUGCAGGGAAAGAGGGCCCUAAAGGCCAGAGAGGACCCGCGGGCCCACCUGGAGAACAAGGGCCACGGGGAGCCGUCGGAGACAGAGGCGCACAAGGUGAGAAACAACGCAAAGUACCAUUCAUUGUGUUUAUCAACGCCAGAUUGGCCGGAAUAGUUAACUUAUCCGUAGUAGAUUUGUACCAUUAGAUUUAAUUAUUCGCUCUUGAUGUCACAGCGAGAUAGCCAGUACGGUCUUCGCUCUUGUCAAGAAGAAAUCUAGGGUUUAUAAUCUUAUUGCUAAAUGGUUCCCUCACUUCUUGAAGGGAGCGAUUUAACAAUUAUUUUCCACAGGGGGGGGAGGGGGGGUAAAAGGUAUUUACCGAAAAGCGAAGCGAUGAGAUACCUAUCAUCCGGUUACCUCUAUUUUACAGAAUAAUUGUUCCAGUACAUACCAAACUAGCUAAUAGCAGAAUUUCUUUUAACAGAGGUUACACUCAAACCACAUCUUGUUCUGCUUGCAGAUGAAUAAUCGUUGCCAUUCAUCUCCGAGCUAUAUUGCAGCUAGUAGGCAUUCGAAAAAGUACUAUUAACUGGUCUGAUUUAUACCAAGUUGAUGGUGUUAACAUUCGCGAUAUCCAGGAUCGAUUAUAACUUUUAUUUUGAUCGAAAAUUGAAUGCGAGCAUGCAUAAGACCAGAAGAAAGUGGUGAUAUGAAUGAAAACAAACAAAAGGGAAGGGAAAUUAUUCUCACAUAUUGCUAAAGCCCGACUCGGAGAAUUUUAAAGAGAGUGUUGAAGGGUACACUGGCAAAGUAUAACUCAUUUCAUGUCGGUCUCUUGACAUAAGCACUGAUCUUUCGGUUGGAACUCUAUAUUCUGCUUAGUACGAAAUGGUAACUUGGUUAGCUGGAAGUGUUCUCGAAGUUAGCUAUCUGUGAGUGGGUUUUUUUUUUCUCAAGGGAAGUUAAUUAACUGUUAAUGGGUCUUUGGAAAUGCAAGGUCCAAGAGAAAAAAAACAUAAUAGUUUACAAAGCCUGGUUUUGACUCUCUGUACGGAUAUCAUUUUGUUGCAGGAAGUAAGGGUGAUGUUGGCCCACCUGGAAUUGGUAUCCCUGGGUCCCCAGGGGACCCUGGUUCAGUUGGCGAUCCAGGAGCUCGUGGAGAUGAUGGACAGCCGGGGCCGAGUGGAAAGGAUGGAGUACAAGGACCUCCAGGGCCUCCUGGCUCCCCGGGAGAUAAAGGUACGCAGGCAUGAAUGAAAGGGUUAACCCUUUAACUCCUAUAAGUGAUAAAGACAGAAUUUCUCCUUACGAUGUCAAUAAAAUAUCAAGCAGAAAAGUGAUGAGAAUAAAGAAAAAUAUCAGUUAGAGGAUUCUUAAUUGAUCCAAUACCAAAUUCUCAAAACUAACAUCACAAGAACAGUAUGGUAGACAGUAAGGAGAAUUACUAAUGAGAUCUUGAGAGUUAAAGGAUUAAGGCCCAAUUCUGACGUCGUGCUUCUGCCGUGCAAUUAGGUUGGACUAUAGCACGGCAAAAGCACGAUUCUGAUUCAAACGUCGGCCUAAUACCGUGCGAAAUUCAGCAUUUACUGAAGCAACCACACCGCAUGCCCCUUGAAGGGGAAUUAUUCUCGUGACUCCCCCGCGGUAACGCAAUUCCGCCGACAUACAUUUGUAUAAUUUAUUAAUUUUGUUUGGCAUGGUAGUGGUAUGAUGUCUGAAUCACUGUCGUGCCAGAGUCAUGUAGCACGGCUCAGUCUGUCGAACUUAGUUGCUUUGCCGAACUUAAUUAAAAAAUUUGAUUCAGAUGCCGUUUUCUUUUCAGCCGUGCUUUAAAUUCGGCACGGCGUCUGAACUGGGCCUAAGACAUCUACUUCCAAAUGGUCAGUUUGUCUUUUCUUAUACCUGUUUACUUGAGAUGUAUCGACAUUUUUAGUAGAAUUUCCAUGUUAACAGGAUGUGAAUGAUUAAGUUGAUUUGCUGAACAGUAAAGGAAAAAUGGAAAUAAGGAACGUCACCAAUCAAAUGAUGUUGUUGAAAGCAAAGGGGAUAGAUUCGAUCAACUCGCAAAGAUCACCGAAGUGUCUACGGAGACUUCUCAUAUUCAGAUGAAAUACUGAUAGGUGUUGCUCUCAAAAAAGCAAUUACUGAUAGGUGUUGCUUUCAAAAAGAAAGCUCAUAGUCAGUUCCUCGACAACGAAGCUUUAAGUAAUAUGUUUAUAAGGAGGUUUAUUGCUUUCGCGAUAAACUCAGUAAAGCAUCUGCUAAUAAUGCUUUGAAACUCUCUCGACUUCACCCAUAGCAUCUGGCCCCACGGCACACGCUUUCGAAUUGUAUCCCACAUCUCACUUUUGUUUUGGUGUAAAUGAUUUUAAUGCCACACAAUGUCACCUACGACUAAUAUAGGGCGAGAAAGAAAGAAAUGUCGAGUCAUCAAGUGGGAGAAUUUGCCCACAACUACGUCUUGGCACGGAAAGGAUUUAAGGGAUUUUUUUUCUGUUAUACCGUCAGGUGAUGCAGGGCCUAAAGGCGACCAAGGAAAUACAGGAGAAACGACAGUCGUUCAGGGCCCCAAAGGGGAGAGAGGUCAAGCUGGCAGAAAUGGUGUGGAUGGCGCUGAUGGAACCAACGGUGAACCCGGAUCCCCUGGACAGCCUGGAAACCCUGGACCGCCAGGGAACGUAGGUGAGUCUUUAGACCUAAUAUUGAAUGGUGAGCGAGAUUUAAGUGUAGCGUAAAGCGAAACAAUUUCCGCGGUAAAAAUGGGCAAUAACAAGUAACUACUGAGACUUCUAAGUCAGAGCCACCCAUGUUGUAGCAAAAAAGACGCACGACGUCUGUAAAUCCCAUCCUAAAAAUGUCUAUUUUUCCUGGUGUGUGAGAGUUUUUUUUUUUUUCCUUUACAAUCUAUAAGUUACCCUUUCUAGGCUCAAACUUGAGUAAUAAUUGAAUAAUUGAAUGAAGCAUAACACUACUAUCAUUUUACAUUCAGGUCUGCCAGGUGACCCAGGUCCGAUAGGUCCUGCUGGUCCCCCUGGUGAGGAUGGUUUGGCGGGAGACCAAGGCCCUAAAGGAGAAAAGGGACAAGAGGGGUCAGCCGGGCAGCCAGGAGUCAAGGGUGAUACAGGUAUUAAAGGUAAUGCAGGCCAACCAGGUCAGCAGGGAGACCAGGGGCCACCAGGAGAGGCAGGAGCGGAUGGCCAGCCUGGGUUGAAAGGAGAACCAGGACCGCCAGGUACAAAUACAACUUACUAUCAUCUACGGCAGUGGGCCCCGUCAUUUUUGUUUUUAUUUUAAUUUUUUUUUUCAUACAUCCUUGCUGAAACCUGUCGACAACAUGUGGCUCAUUUUGUGCGGCAUUAGAUUAAACUCGCACUCUUAGUUUUAGCUUCUUUCAAGGAUAUAAAAAGACAUAAUUUCAGAGGACCUUACCUCAUCUCCUUAGUUCUUUAUAGAGGUACUUCAAGUCCCUUGGUCCGACUCACGUAAAGGUACCCCUUCCAGAUAACUUACCUUGGGAAUUCCUUUGUGGAAGUAAUUUGAGUUGCUCAGAAAGUGAAACUCUCAAGGAAACAAUUUAACUACGUUUAAUGACUGAAUUCAUUAAAAAUAGCUCUAUAUUUGCUACCGGAGAAAAGUUUUAAAGAACUUCACUAAAUAGUUUUUUGUCAGCUUUAGGUACUUGAUUUUUUCAUUUGCCGCCGGCUGGCCCCAACUGUUUGUUUCUCUAACGGAUCGUACUUUAUUCCAUCGAAGGACCAAACGGUAGCCCUGGAGAAAAUGGAGCAACUGGGGCAAAUGGAGACCCUGGUCAACCUGGUCCCCCUGGGGAUGAUGGUGCCAAAGGAAGCACAGGACCUGUGGGACCGCCAGGACCACCCGGACCCAAAGGAGAUGGAGGAAUGGAGGGUUUUCCAGGAGAUCAGGGGGAGCAAGGAAACCCUGGGGAAAAUGGUAUUACUGGUCUACCCGGAGAGAAGGGAAAUGAUGGAUUUCCCGGAGUUAUUGGCGAGAAAGGAGAUCCUGGGGCUUCUGGUCCCCCAGGCCCACGGGGUGAUCCUGGAAGAGGAGAAGGUAAGAUGUCUUUUUCAAUAUUUUAUGAAUAUAUUUUUUUCCGCCAGCUUAAGUCACGAGAAGUAACGGGUGACUCCGCAUGAUCAAAAGUAAGAAGUCAUCAAAAUAUUUGAUUGUUGACAUAACUACGUCGUCAUUACCAUACGUUAUCUGAUUAACACGAUUUAACCGUAAAUAAACCAUUUCCAGCGAUAAAAUUAACCCUUUACACUUUAACAUCAGUUUGCAUUUUCCCUUAACUGUUCUCUAUACAUUUAUUGAGGUUAAUUGAGGAGAAUUUGUUUAACGAUCAAGGGCUCCUUUGGCUGGUGAUCAUUUUCUUUAUUCUCGUGACCCUAAUGUGUGAUUCAGGGUUGAUAUCACAAGGAGAAAUUAGAUGCUGGUCACCCUUAGGGGUUAAAGGGUUAAUGUAUAAUUUCUUUCUUUUCCAAAUGGGCGGGCCCCGAACAGGAUGGGAGAAGGGAGGGGUGGUGUAAUCUCUUCCCUCCUCCCUCCCCCCUCCCCCCUCCCCCCCCAAAGGAACUGAACCUUUCAAUCCCAUUUUCUUCCACGCGUUCCCCGUUUUGUUGACUUUUGUUCUUUGCAUUUUUUAUUCAUGUUUACGAGGAAUGAAUUAAGAUAUUAUUGUCUUGUCACUAUUUCUAACGUUUCUUAUCAUCUUGAGAAUUAUAUGACUUACAUCUCCUCUUUUCUCGCCUUCCAAACACUUUCUCUGAAAUCGCGAGAUGUUGGCCACACGUACGAAAAAUUGUGUUCAUUCCGGCACAAAAAUAAUACGGAUAUUUGUUUUUACUCAGUCAAUAGUCAGUGCGGAAGUCUGACAUGACGGAGAUUCGUUUGAUCUGCAAUUUUAGAAAAAAAAGCCCACAAGAUUCAUAAUUUCUGAAUUCUCGGAAGCAAAUUGGCCCUCGCUUCUAAUCAUUGUAGUACAUAUUUAUGUAGUCUUCAUUGUAUGUAGCGAGGAUGCCUGAUGGAAUAGAAAGAGAGGUUUUAAAUACGCUUGAGAGAAUUUAUGCCUUUUCUCCUCUUCUGGUGAUUCAGACUUUUACCAAGCAUUUUCUACGUAUAAACAGCUCCCUUUUUGGUAACUAGCUAAUCAUGAAACCACUUAUAACUGUGUUGUUUGCUUCUAGGAAGUCCCGGCGAAAAAGGUGAUCCUGGCUUGGAUGGAAUUAAUGGACAGGAUGGUGAACCAGGUCCCUCAGGGCCCUCAGGGCCUCCUGGGCCUCAGGGUCCGAAAGGUGAUGACGGAGCCCCUGGAGUCAAUGGAUUAGAUGGACCCAUAGGUAUGUGUCCUUUGAUACGAAAAGGAGCUCUAUUUCUCAAUUAAUGUGGGUUACCCCUUAUACAAUGUCCUAAUAUAGAAGAAUGCUGCUGCGUUCCUUUCUUGGAAAAUUGCCUCUUUCUUUUUGGUCGUCCGAGUAGUAAGGCAACGAAAAACUGGAUAACGAUAACGUGAACAUAAAAAGGUGAAAGAUUGACGAUUACUGCUGAUUUAUUGACAAAACGAGCUAAUAAGUUUGUCUUUUCUCAUAAUCUGUCUACAAGAUCACAUAUUGGAAUCGCAAGGAGAACUUGCCUGUGAAUCACUUCUCGGGGUUCACGGGCGAAGUCACUUGCCAGCACCAGAAUGAAAUCUAUAGAGUGGUCUUUUUUACCAAUUUCAUGGCAAAGGAUUCCGUUUAAAGGCUUUUGAAACAUGUGUUAAGGAAACCACGUCAGUCUCUUUGAUACACUGCCCAAACAGCAAAUUCUAAACUGUUCUGACCUUUGAAUGAGUGCAACUCCUUAACUCUUUAACUCCCAUGAGUGACCAAGACAGAAUUUCUCGUUACAAUAUCAAUACACUGUCAACCAGUUAAGUGAUGAGAAUAAAGAAAAAUAUCAAUUUGGGGAAGAUUAGUUGAUCCAAUACUAAAUUCUCUGAACUAGCGUUAUAAGAAUUGUACGUUUGACAGUAAGGAGAAUUACAAAUUUGAUCUGGGAGUUAAAAGGUUAACCGGAAAUGUUUCAAGCGGUGGGUAAUUUGGGCUUAUUGGCAGGCAUGCUGGUAAUAGGUUGCAAGUGCAUGGACUUGAAGUCAAGUAACCCUUGAACACCCAAAACUGAUUAACAGGCAACGUCUCCCCAUGAUAUCCAUACAUUACCCAGCAAACAGGUAAUGAGAAUACACAAACUUAUCAGGUAGAAGUUGAUGUCUUGAUUUAACGCCAAGUUCUUGUUACUAAUUUACAAGAUAAUUCAUAGCAACUAGAAGGGAGAAUUAAUAAUCGGAUCCCACUGGAGCGUCUUAAUUUUGAUUCAAAAGUUACUGCAUACGACACCCGUUCAGCCAUUGAAUUCAAGAUAUUACAUCCUCUGCCAAUAAAUCAGCAUUCAGUAGUUCAAAAAGAGAAAUAAAAUAAAAGAAAUAAAAACUUUCAACCGAGUACCACUUGUCAUCUACAUUCCUCUGUAGGUGACAAGGGAGAUCGAGGCAUAGCUGGACAACCCGGUCUGCCGGGAGAUCCUGGUCUGCCAGGUCCUCCAGGAGAAAGCGGACUUCCUGGACCUCCGGGUGAAGCAGAUUUCGGAUUUUAUGUGGUGCGGCAUAGUCAAACUGCAGAGCUUCCUGAUUGCCCAGCCGAUACGGUAUCGCUAUGGGAAGGCUACAGUUUGCUUUACGUGCAGGGCAAUGAACGUGCUCACGGCCAAGAUCUUGGUCAGCCCGGUUCUUGUCUUCCAAAAUUCAGCACCAUGCCUUUCCUGUUCUGUAACCUGAACGAAAACUGUAACCUGGCCUCGAGAAAUGACUACACCUUCUGGCUGUCGACACCCGAACCUAUUCCCAUGAUGCCUGUGCAAGACCAAGAUGUGAAGCCGUUUAUCAGUCGCUGCCGUGUCUGUGAGGCGCCAGCUAUGGUCAUGGCUCUUCACAGCCAGAGCAUGGUUGAGCCAGAUUGUCCUGAGGAAUGGCAGCCACUCUGGAGAGGCUACAGCUUCUUGAUGGUAAGUGUUUUAACCCCUUGCGCCACGACAUUAACCUCUAAGAGUGACUAGCAUCUAAUUUCUCCUUACUAUGUCAGCCCAGAACCACGCAUGAAAGUCAUGAGAAUAGAGGAGAUGAUCACCAACUAAAAGCAGCUCUUGAUUGUUAAACAAAUUCUCCUGGUCAGCCCCUUCGGAAAUGUAUGGUGAACAGUAUGGAGUAUAUACAUACUGAUGUUAGGGUGUAAAGGGUUAAGCCAUGGUUUGUUAUAAUCUCCACCCUUCCCUCCCUCCCUCAAUCUCGAUAGUAAUCUAAUUGUGUCAUUCCCGACAGCACACAAGCGCCGGAAACGACGGUGCUGGCCAGCUUCUUUCAUCCCCAGGCUCCUGUCUGGAGGACUUCCGUACCAGUCCUUUCAUCGAGUGCCACGGUCGCGGGACAUGUCAUUACUACGGCAGCACGUACAGUUUCUGGUUAACAACCGUCACGGACGAGGAGCAGUUCCGAACACCGACAUCAAAGACGAUUAAAUCAGGAAACCAACGAGAACACGUCAGUCGCUGCACUGUUUGUAUGAAAAAGGUUUACAACAACAAUAAUGGAAACGGAAAUGGAGGAGGAGGUGGGGUCGUGGAUCCCCUCGUCGACCCUAGAGACUUGCCAAACUAACUCAGUAUGAGCAGUAUUAGUAUAGUAAUGUCGAAAGUUUUCUUUUUUUUUAUUAUUUACGUUAAGCAAUGUAAUCUCGUUCUUUACGUUGCUUUUGGAUUACGCCGUUAUUUGAAAUUCUAUGAAGGGAGGAAUGCGAUUCACCUCCAAGGUCAGUAGACCUGUUAUUGGAUUAUUGUUUUUCAAGUCUAAAAUUAAAUUUACCAAUAUUAGUGAUAAUGCCAUCUCACCUUUUUCCACAAAGGUUGAGUGAGUUUAACUGUUUCUGCGUUAUAUUUGGUCAACGUUACUCUUCAAAAUCCGUAGACGAUCACUUACAGGAUUAAAAGGCACAUGACCUCCGUGUUUAUCAGACCUGUUACUCGUAGCUUUUUUUCUUCAUUUUGUGACAUUCAGGUCUUGAUUGUUAAUGAUAUUCAUCCUUGAUGAAUCUCGCGAUCAAAUUGGUUUUACUAAACAUCAAUUUUGAUGAACGCGAUGCACCUUCCUUUUGAUUUUUUUAUAUUUUUUUCAGAUAAUACCCAAGUUUUAAAGCAUGUCCUCUCGCGCAGUUUCAAAAAAGUGGUUUCCCUCCGAUAACAUCAAAUCCUUUAAACUUACUUUUUUUGAAAAUUUGCGUUAGCAAGAGGUUUGCUUUCUAACCGAAUUGAGGGGGAGCCUUUCCGCUCCGCUUUCUAAAACUGCUUGUUAACAUGUCAAAAACAAAUUGCUGGUCUGUAAUAACAUAAAAAUCAAUUGCUAUGGAAGAAGAGAGAGAAAAAGAACGCGCUCUCCCCAUCAUUCUCUUGAUGGUUUUUUUUUAUUUCGGUACCGUAGGCUAUAGGCUAGCGAAGAACGACAACGGAAUGUUCUAAAAAAUAAUUGAGACUAGUGAAGUCUCGCGUGACAAUUUUCUUAGGUCCACCCCGGUGGACCUCGAUGGUCUGUCGUAUGUCGGAAAUUUCUUUAAACUUUGCACUGCCCUCAAAAAAAUUAAUGGUAACAGUGAUAAAGUCAGUUGAAUACCGCUAAAAAAGAACUAUUCAUCCGUCGAUAAAACGUAACAUUCUCAAGAUGGACUCGAAUCAAGUUUGCGACGACCUUGAUUUGCGAAUUCGCAUCCAUGGAAAAAUGGUAAAUUAGAGAAAGGGUCGAUUUUCCGCCCUUGGAUCACUCUCAUAAAUUCAAUUUACUUAGUUUUGUUUAGUUUUCCAUAAUGGAAUUCUAUUAAUCUUUUUAUGCUUUCUGCAAGAGACUGUUUCAUGAGGAUUAUUAGUCAGUAGCUCGUUUAGUAUAACUUUCUGGUAGACGGCUAACAAUGUUACUUCAUCUAAGAGCCUCAUAUAAUUAUAGAGCAUGUUUUUAAAUAUAAUCUCCUCAUAGUUUACUUGGAUGGCCAACCACAGAAAUUAUAUGAAUAGUGCUAGAUACGUUUGUAGUGCGAUACACGAAGCUAACGUUUCUGUUAAGAAAUAGUCUCUUGUGUUUUCUCUUUUUAUAAAUACUCUUAUAUUUUAAUGGGUGGUUGGGUAUGAACUUUU
Pocillopora meandrina is the source of this 38842-nucleotide messenger RNA. The record is from the annotation of a GenBank genome assembly. NCBI's taxonomy places the organism in Eukaryota, Metazoa, Cnidaria, Anthozoa, Scleractinia, Pocilloporidae.